This is a messenger RNA of Fopius arisanus, 3939 nucleotides long. RefSeq names its product WD repeat-containing protein 47. Gene Ontology annotation, molecular function: protein binding. The record is from RefSeq and is a predicted model, not a curated record. Lineage: Eukaryota; Metazoa; Arthropoda; Insecta; Hymenoptera; Braconidae. The transcript is spliced from 11 exons. The coding region runs from base 117 to 3125 and encodes 1002 amino acids.
UGCACAGCUUCAGUUUGAUUCACUACCUCUUAUUCAUCGGAUCGCGUUAGUGCUGUUUCACCUUAUUUCAUUAUUCAGAUGUCAUUUGUCGAGUGCAUCGAGAGGCUGUCGAGUUAAUGCCUUGGAUUUAUAUUAUUUUGAAUACUGCUAUUUGUCUGUUGGAAUGCCAUGAGGGUACAAUGGUCGUGGUGACAUCCUCCACUGUUUCGAUUGUCGAGGAUAUCUCCGAGGAUACACUCGGCAGGUUGCGGAUUCGGUACGUGAUGCCGGCGGCGCACCUGACGCUGCGUGAGGAGGACGUGGUGCGUCUAACUCUUGAAUUUCUUCACAGCCGUGAUCUCCAUAUAUCUCAAUUAUCACUGGAGCGUGAAACCGGAGUUAUAAACGGCCAAUACAGCGACGAUGUUCUAUUUUUACGACAAUUAAUUCUCGACGGACAAUGGGACGAUGUGCUGGAGUUUAUUCAGCCACUGGAGGCACUUCCAGACUUUGACAUGCGAAAAUUUACUUAUUCCAUACUUCGACACAAGUACGUCGAGCUACUGUGUAUUAAAUCCGAGGCCAAUGUCAUUACCGGUGCUAAUGGUAAUGUUGACAAUGCCGUUGAGGAAGUGGUUAAAGUACUGAGUGACCUUGAAAAAGUUGCACCCUCGAAAGAGGAGUACAGCAGUUUGUGUUUGCUCCUUACUCUGCCGAGAUUGACUGAUCACUUGCAGUACAAGGAUUGGAAUCCAAGCAAUGCUAGGGUCCAGUGUUUUCGGGAGGUUCAUCCUCUCGUUGAGAAGUUUUUACCUGGGGAUAGGAAGACUGAUCCAAAUCAUCCCAUCACUUCGGCCAAAAAUGAUCGUUUGAUCCAACUGAUUAUUAAGGGGAUUUUGUACGAGUCAUGUGUUAAUUACUGUCAGGCUAAGGCCACGGGAUCCAAAGAGAGCGAACAGGUGGAGAUGAGUUUUUCGAGAUUACUGGACGGCUCAGUAGGUUUCAGUGAUUCCGAUCUGAGUCUUCUCUCGUGGCUCCAAAGUAUUCCACCAGAGACAUUCGCUGUACCGUUUGCCCAGCGAACACUCAAUGUCGAUGUUGAGAGACUGGAGAAACCCUCCUUGGAGACGUCGUGGACUGAACACAUGCUCAUAACACCGAUAAAACCAAAGACUUUUCCCCACAGUGCAAUGCCCUUUACGCGGCCUAGAUCAGCUGCGGACAUGAUGUCCAGGAGUUUGGUACCCGCGCUUGAGGGGCUCAGGCCGAGAAGUCCCGGUCCAAAAAAUGCCACUCUACCAUCGGCCGCCCUUAUGGCACUGUCCACUGGUGACAUAAAUCCCAUGUCCCGAUCGUCAUUCGCCAGUUUUCAUCUGACUGGAUUUAAGAAUAAUAAAUUAAUGAAUACAAGUGUUGAUAGACUCUUUGAGAAUGAGGGGGAUGUCUUCCUGAGCUCUAGUUACGCUGAGUUUCAACAAUUGCCAUCGAUACAGGAGGCUAUCGCCAAUGCUGCGCACUCCAAGUGCAGCUUUAACACAGCGCGAGGAAAAUCCAAAAGUCCUGAUGGCAAAGUUGAUCCCUCAGCAGCAUCAACACCAGAACGACGUGUCCCGGGUAGAGAAUCCCCUGCUCCUUCAACCGCAAGAAGUUCUAGGAGAGAUUCUCUCGCGGAAAAAACCGUGGGAGUUCCUCCGAAGACUCCAGAGUCCACUCUAAUGCCUAGUCGAGGCCCAGUGACAACUGGCGAGCAACAGCUCGAACAGAGUUACAACGGUGAUUUAUUCAAAGAGUACCAAAAGCAGAAGCAGAGACUCCAAGAAACAAUUCAACUGAAAGAGCGCGAGAGAGACGAACUAGUCCGACAAUUAUCUGCCCCAAUAUCUGCCCAAUUGGUGGAUAACAGAUUGCAAAACGAAACGCUCAAGUCAAAUUUACCGUGCAAAGGACCGUCGCCCGUGCACCCGGGGACACCCAACAGAUCGGGAAUACAAUCGCCGAAACCUGGACUCAAUGGCGUCGAUCCCAUGUCGAGACAGCAUGCGAGUGCGUACGAAUCGAGACUUCCAGAUGAUCAUUACGACGUAGUGAAUUCAGUCAAGCCUGAGCCGAAGCCAGAUGUAGAUGUAACGAAUGGCAGCAGCGGAAGUAAUGGAAGGCCUCGAUUCGUUCCUGUAACAGCUCUAGAGGAUGUUCAAGCAGUCAGGUGUGCAGAAUUCCAUCCACAUGGAAAAUUGUACGCCGUUGGAUCAAACUCCAAAACAUUGAGAAUAUGUGCCUACCCGAAACUCCAUGAUGUUCGAGAGGAUCAUGAGACUUAUCAACCGACUGUUCUCUUCAAGAGAACAAAACACCACAAGGGCUCGAUCUACUGUCUAGCUUGGACACCGGAUGGUCAACUCAUGGCCACCGGUAGCAACGAUAAAACUGUGAAACUCAUGCGUUUCAACGCCGAUACAUCCAAUCUCGAAGGUCAAGAGGUCGAGCUCACGAUGCACGAUGGUACUGUUCGUGAUUUGUGUUUCUUGGAGGACACGUCGAAUAAAUCGAGUUUGUUGAUAAGUGGUGGAGCUGGAGAUUGUAAAAUAUACGUCACGGAUUGUGCAACUGGAACGCCUUUUCAAGCACUCAGUGGUCACAGCGGUCAUGUACUGACCCUUUAUAAUUGGGGUGGAGCGAUGUUUGUAUCUGGAUCUCAGGACAAGACCGUGAGAUUCUGGGAUCUUCGCACCAGAGGAUGUGUUAAUAUGGUGACACCUGCAACUGUCCCCGGCAGUCGAGUGGGCAGUCCAGUAGCAGCAAUUUGUGUGGAUCCAUCAGGCAGACUUCUCGUUUCCGGUCAUGAAGACAGCAGUUGCGUAUUAUUCGAUAUUCGUGGGGGUCGAACUGUUCAAUGCUUCAAGCCUCAUGCUGCUGACAUCAGGAGCAUCAGAUUUUCACCAUCAGCUUACUAUCUGUUGACAGCAGGAUACGACAACAAACUCGUUCUCACUGAUCUUCAACGCGAUUUGACAAUGCCAUUGCCAAGUGUUGUCGUUGCCCAGCACCAGGACAAAGUUAUCUCUGGCCGAUGGCAUCCGACAGAAUUCUCUUUCCUCAGCACAUCAGCAGAUAAAACAGCUACGCUUUGGGCAUUACCUCCAGUUUAAAUUAUCUCACUGAAUUAGUUCAGUCCCAUUAAUUACCAAUCGUUAAAAAAAAAUCCCUUCGUAAUAUUAAAACGCGUUAAUACCUAAGUUAUUUCGAAAUUGUUAUGAAUACUGUCAAUUAUUAUCACGAAAAAUUCGCCCAUGCCUUUUUUUCUAUCGCGCAACGAAAGACUGGGUAGAUUGAUUUGUCGAUGCCUGUUAUAAAUCCGCAGAUCCAUUUAUUUAUCCCUCUAUUAUUUGUUCUCAUUUUCCCUCGAUUGCUGUUCCUAAUUUUAUUGAUUUUGUUACUCUCAGAAUAGUUGAAUACCCGUUGCGAUGUAAAUAAAUAUAGAGAGAUUAGAUCCCUUUAUUAGAUUUAGGAUGCGUCAUGUACAGUUGUAUUUAGUUCUUCAUACUAGGGGGACCUUCCACAUUUGGUCGGAGGAUUUAUUUUAUUUAUCAUCUCAAAGGAAUCAUCGGUAAUAGAAGAGAUCGAGAUCAUAUUUUGCGGUUUCUGAUAAUUAUUUCUUUGAGAGAAAUGAAGAGUAGUGAGUUUUUUUCGUAGAUUAGUACAUGGAAAAUCUGACGAGAAUCUGACGGUUGAUGAGACCAAACAGAAACGAUAAAGGGAAUAAAAAUUCAAUCCUUUACACUUUACUGUGAAAAGGAGAUAAUCUGUUUGCUUUAAAUAUUGCCUUGCGUCGUGGCUGCUUCUAUACUUUAUUACUCUUUUCUUCAUUAUAUAAUAAAUUAUAUACAAUCAGUUUGUACUUUGUCGAGCUAUAAUGACAUUAUAUUUAAUGGAAUAAUAAAUUAGAAGGAGAUUUUCAAGCUA